AUGGCAACCACCGGAAGUGCCGCUGUCUCCCGGAACGCGGGGCGGCCCCGCGAGCACCGCAAGCACCGGCACCGCGGCGGGGAGCGGCGCGGGAAGCGCAGCCGCUCCCGGGGCGAGCGCGGGGGCUCCGGGGGAGGCUCCGGUUCCUCCCGGCGCGGAGGAGCCGAGGAGAGCGGGAGGAGCGGCCAUGGCCGGGGCGGCUCCGAGAGCGAGCGGAGAGCGAAGAGGGAGAGGAAGGAGGAGCGGGAGGAGCCCGCCCCUCCUAAAUCCGCAGCAGGCGAAUCCUCCCUGAGCGUGGAAGAAACCAAUAAGCUCCGGGCCAAACUGGGACUGAAACCGCUGGAGACCGGCCCGGCCAAGAAAGAGGCGGGCACCAAGGAGGAGCCGGUGGCAGCCGAGCUGAUCAAUCCCCUGGCGCUGCGGCAGCGCGAGGAGAUCCGUGAGAAGCUGGCGGCGGCCAAGGAGAAACGGCUGCUGAACCAGAAUUUGGGGAAGGUGAAGACGCUGGGGGAGGAGGAACCCUGGCUGGACGAUGCGGCCGCGUGGAUCGAGCGCAGCCGGGCGCUCCAGAGGGAGAAGGAGCUGGCAGAAAAAAGGGCCAAGCUGCUGGAGGAGAUGGACCAGGAGUUCGGGGUCAGCCCCUUGGUGGAGGAGGAGUUCCAGCGGCGCCGGAGGGAGCGGUACAGUGCCCGGGACCUGCAGGGGCUGACGGUGGAGCACGACCCGGCCUCGAUCCCCGAGGGAGAGGAGCAGGAGCAGCGGCGGCGCCGCCCCAACUACGACCCCUACGGAGAGCAGGAGCCCGCGCCCGGCUCCCAGGUACCCGGCGUGGGGUAUCGCGACAUGCCAAUCGCGAUAUAUCGGUCGAUACUGCGUCACGCGGCUCGAUAUCGCGGUUUGUCGCUCGAUAUCACGAUACAUCGUUCGGUAGGACGAUACGUCGUUGGGUAUCGCGAUAUAUCAGUCGGCGUCACACCCCCCGAGGGGACCCCCCAGGCCCCGCUGCCCUCGGACGACACCCGCACGGAGAACAUGGACAUCAGCAGCGACGAUGAGGUUGCCCCCCCCGGGACCCCCCCAGCCCUGGAGGAGGAUGAGGCUGAGCAGGAGCUGCAGCAGCAGCUGGAGCGGGGCCGGCGCCUGCGGCAGCUGCGGGAGCUGCGUGAGGGAGGGGGAGAGAAGUUUUCAGCCUCGUCCACCACGAUCCUGGACGAGGAGCCCAUCGUGAACCGGGGCCUGGCGGCGGCGCUGCUGCUGUGCCAGAACAAAGGGCUGUUGGAGACCACGGUGCAGAAAGUGGCGCGAGUGAAAGCCCCGAACAAAUCCCUGCCCUCGGCCGUGUACUGCAUCGAGGACAAGAUGGCCAUCGAUGACAAGUACAGCCGCCGGGAGGAGUUCCGGGGCUUCACGCAGGAUUUCAAGGAGAAGGACGGCUACCGGCCCGACGUCAAGAUCGAGUACGUGGACGAGACCGGCCGCAAGCUCACCCCCAAAGAGGCCUUCCGGCAGCUCUCCCAUCGCUUCCACGGGAAGGGCUCGGGGAAGAUGAAGACGGAGAGGAGGAUGAAGAAGUUGGAUGAGGAGGCGCUGCUGAAGAAGAUGAGCUCCAGCGACACCCCCCUGGGCACGGUGGCGCUGCUGCAGGAGAAGCAGCGGGCGCAGAAGACGCCGUACAUCGUCCUGAGCGGCUCCGGCAAGAGCAUGAACGCGAACACCAUCACCAAGUGAGGGGCACGGGGGACACUUGGGGACAACCUGUGACAUCCCAGGGACACCUUCGGGCCAUUGCCGGACACCCUGGGGACACUUUGGGGACACUUCAGGACACCCCUGGAGCCCUGGGGACACCCCUGGGGACACCUCUGGAACUGGGACACCCCUGGGGACACCCCUGGGGACAGCCCUGGGGACAGCCCUGGGGACAGCCCUGUCCCCCCUCCCCGUCCCUGGGGACAAUAAACCUCCGGGAGUCAC
This is a messenger RNA of Lonchura striata (white-rumped munia), 1974 nucleotides long. The record is from RefSeq and is a predicted model, not a curated record. Lineage: Eukaryota; Metazoa; Chordata; Aves; Passeriformes; Estrildidae.